AUUCACAAUGCCGGAUGAGUAUGUAAACAAAAUUUGCACUGUUUUUAAAUUUUAUUGUGUAUAAUUCAUUAUAUUUUUCUAAGAAGAAUUGAUUGAAAAAGGGUGUUUUUUCAUUAAAAAAACAAGAUGAAUCCUGACGAGGAGUUCUUAAUCAACCAGAUCUUGAACACUCUGAAAACAGAUCCAGCUGCUGCAAAAUGCUGGAUGAUAUUUUCAAAAUCAGCAUAUCCUCAAAGCUUUGCUGUCUUAUUUCAGUGUUAUAAAAUGGAAUGUGAAGAAAAAAAUUUAAAUGAGAGUGCAGCAUGUUUGAGUGACUUAAUAAAAAAGUUUCCCAAGGAAGUUAACCUAAUAAAGGAACUGAGGAACAUAGCUAAAGUUUUAUGUUCAGACUCUGAUAAUUUUUUAAAACAGAUUUUUGAACUACUUCCCGAAGAGAUAAAAUAUGAAGUAAUGCUUGUUGUGACAAGAAAUGCACAGACUAUUGAGGAACAUUGUGAGCUAACAUUGUUAUUCUUAAAACGAAUGCCUCAUUCUAGACUACUCAACCAUGGCACCAAUAUUAUUGACACAUUAUUAUCUGCUGAAGAUCACCCUGGUAUUCAUAUUCCUAUAAAUCAAUUUCGUAAAAUGUUAGUUUGUGAUGCAUUGCCUCUUAUACUUCGUGUAUCACAGUUUGAUUAUAAAUUUAAGAUUAUAUUUCAACUUUUACAGAAAGCUGUUGAAUUUUAUGUAAGCUGUAUGUUUACUUUUCCUACUGCACAGGAAGCAGCAAUUCGAAAGGAGGUCAUAGCCCAGUCUGAGAAUAAUCCUGAUGAAGGCUGGAAACCUUUAUUCAAAUUGUUGGAAACUGUUGCUCUUCGAUAUCGAUGGAAUUAUCCGGAGAUGUUUGUUUCAAACUUCAGUGAAUCAAGCUUGCAACAAUUAUUAUCUCUUUUGAAAAGAAAGAACAAAACUUUGGCAUGUCUGAGCAGCGAGAAGCAUAGACGUGAAGAAAUGUCCGGCUUUGAAGAAGCAUAUUUCUGUUUGGUUGUGACAUUUUUUUAUUAUUUGUAUAGUUUUGGAAGGCUCAUUCACACCAAGAAUCAAUCAGGUCCAGGUGUUGGACCAUUUAAUUAUUUCCUUAUGGAAGGAAUUUCUUCUCCCCAAGAAAAUUGUCCCAAAACUUUAGGACCUGAAUUUAAGCGUACAGAAAGAGGGUACAUUGUUGUAAGCAAAUCUGCUCCACCAGAAGUUUCCAACAUGCUCAUACCUUCAUUUGUCACAGUUGUGGAAUGCUGGGAAAUGCUGCAUCGGCACCAGCAUUUUUUAAAGGAAUUUCAGAAUUUGAGUAAAAACAUACAACUAGAAAACUGGCCAAUAUUUCAAGAGUUUUUUAUCAACAUGCUGAUGUAUGGACGAGCUCACCGUGAUGCAAUUGAGCAUUUGAGUCGAGUACAAGGAACUACAGGCGAUUUAAGCACAAAGAAUAAAUCCUCUCUACAGGUUGCAAGCUGUUACUAUUUUCUUGGAGAGUUCAAACAUUGCCUUCAGAUUUUAUUUGACGUCGUCUUAAGCUUGCCACAUAGUACCACUGCUUCACCUAAAUCUGCUAUUGGGCGAUGUCCAGCAAGAUUCUUGUAUUUCAUGGGUUAUAAUAACAAAGAAAUUUUGCAAUAUACUAUUUCUAUGCUUUUAAAAUUGUACAAAUGUAAAGAUAACAUAGAUGAUACAUAUAAAGAUAUUGCAUUAGGAUACAUGCUAGUGUUGAUGCAGUAUGAUAUGGAGCAUGAGUAUGAAUUGUUAAAUCGGAUAAUUGAGACGAUAAAGAAAGCAAAAAGUUUUUGCUUUCCAAAAUUCUUUAACUAUAUAAUUAAUGUUGAUAUUCUUGAAGAGAUAUCAUACUUGGCUACACCUGUUGGAGGUGGUGUGAAUUUGGAAAUUUUGUCAACUCCCACGUUUCAGGCAAGUAAACAGCGAGCUGUUACUCGUGGAGUUAACAAAGGAGCUAGAGAUGAUCUGAAGCAAGCAUUUGUAAAUCAGAUGGCUCGCUGUUAUGAGAAUAUUGACAAUUUGUUUAUUGAAUUUAUAAAGGAAGAAGAUAAAUAUCUUCUUUUGCCAUUGAGUGAUUCUUUAUAGUUGAAAUUGUAGCUUCAAUUUCUAUCCAUUGUAAAGUAAUGCAUUUUUCGCAUCAUGAUUGUAUGUAACAAAAAUAAAGUUUUUGGAAAAAAUUUA
Messenger RNA from Argiope bruennichi, 2211 nucleotides. It is a transcript of the gene IntS10, whose product is annotated as integrator complex subunit 10-like. The coding region runs from base 127 to 2115 and encodes 662 amino acids. Gene Ontology annotation, cellular component: integrator complex. The transcript is spliced from 3 exons. Gene Ontology annotation, biological process: snRNA processing. The record is from RefSeq and is a predicted model, not a curated record. Lineage: Eukaryota; Metazoa; Arthropoda; Arachnida; Araneae; Araneidae.